AUGAUGGCCGUAGAUGUGGCCUUAGACAUCAAAGUGGGCGUCUACUACUGUUCGCAGGGGCUUUGGCUCUUCGGGCCGAUGGCCUUGACCAUCCCGGCCCUGGCAGGUCUGGCAUGCUUCGCGUACAAGCGCUGGAUGUGGGAGAGGGAUUAUGACGAUGACAACUAUUAUAAUAAAAAUUUAGACGAGGCAGGUCGGCCGAAGCCAGGUCUGCUUACCUUGCUGCGCCAGGUUUUUCAAUUGGAAUUUCUGACCACCGCUUAUCAGAGAUACCAAAACCCAGAGCUGCAUCAGCGAGGCUGGCUCAUCGACCAAGCUUUCAACGGAGUGUUGGAAGGAUUCCCACAAUGCCUGCUGCAAACGUACGUGCUGCUGUGCCUGGAGCAGGAGGCCGUGCACACGGACUCCGUGGACACAGGCAUUCAGGUUGUUUCGAUAGCUUUCUCGUGCUACAGCAUGGCCAAGGCCCUUGGAAACAUCAGCUUCACACUGCUUCAGAUUGAACCGGUCUUGCCUGUGCCCUCGGGGCUCUCGGGAUGGCAGCUGCUGUUUUUGCAGGUUGCUGAUGUGGCCAGCCGGCUUCUGUGCUGGUGCACACUGGGAGCUGCCCUGAGGAACCCCAGUGCAGACAUCCACGAGAACGGUCAGCUCGUGCUGCCGAUCUUGAUGACGGUGGAGUUCGUGGCAGUGGCAUGUUUGCUCCGUGCCUCGCUGGACUGGACAUGUCUAAAUGCUUCCGAGUCAGCAGCGAUCGCCGUUCUGUCCAUGACCGUUGCCUACCUUUCGACACCCAUGCUGAUCUUUGUUGCCACCUUCACAGAUAUGCUCCGAGUUCAAGCGCUGUUGUGCUGCCUGCGCGGGUUCGAGGUGCUUGUCUGCCUGUGCAUUGUGUGGUACCGUGUGCAUGCCGUCAACCAGCCCCACACACUGCUCUUGUCGUUCACGAUCGGCAGCAUGGCGGCGUACUUUGCCGUCUUCGUGACGGUGGUGUUCGAUCGCUUCAUGCGCCUGCAACGAGGCCGCCCGGUUUUGCCUUCAGCCCAUGGGGGGCAGUUCAACGAGGCACACUGGGCAUGCGCUUUCAACAACCUCGAGCUGCUGAAGAGCUGCGGGUCCGACUCUCUCUCCGAGAAGACCAUUGAAGGCUGGACCCCUGCACAUUUGGCGGCCGAAAACGGGCAUGAGGCUGCGCUGCAUCUGGUCUACGUGCUGGCUCCCGAGACCUUGUCUGCCCAGGACAACAAAGGGACCGUCCCUGCACACUGGGCUGCUGUAUCCGGACACGAGGCCGUCCUGAGGCUUCUCAACGAGAUAGCUCCGGAGACCUUGUCUGCCAAGGACAAUGAGGGCCACGUCCCUGCGCACGCUGCAGCUUUUCAUGGCCAGGAGGGCACCCUGAGGCUUCUCGACGAGCUGGCUCCGGAGACCUUGUCUGCCAAGGACAAUGACGGCCGAGUCCUUGCGCACUGUGCAGCUGCUUUCGGCGGGGAGGCCACCCUGAGGUUUCUCCACGAGAUAGCUCCGGAGACCUUGUCUGCCAAGGACAAUAACGGCGGAGUCCCGGCGCACGUUGCAGCUCGAUUUGGGCAUGGGAACACCCUAAGGCUUCUCGACGAGCUGGCUCCGCAGACCUUGUCUGCCAAGGACAAUGACGGCAUAGUCCCUGCAUACGAAGCAGCUUUCGAGGUCGACGGAGCCACCCUGGAGCUUCUCUACGAACUGGCUCCCGAGACUUUCCGGGACGCUGGCAUUGCACCCGCUGCAGCUGAAUUAGGCCGUGAGGCUACUCUGAAGCUUCUGAACGAAGUGGCUCCUGAGACCAUGUCUGCCCGGGACGAUAACGGCCGAACCCCUGCACACGAGGCGGCGUGCGCCGGACAGGAGGCUACUCUGAAGCUUCUCAACGACCUGGCUCCUGAGAUCAUGUCUGCGCGGGACGAUAAAGGCCGAACCCCUGCACACGAGGCGGCGUGCGCCGGCCAUGAGGCUACUCUGAAGCUUCUGAACGAAGUGGCUCCUGAGACCAUGUCUGCCCGGGACGAUAACGGCCGAACCCCUGCACACGAGGCGGCGUGCGCCGGACAGGAGGCUACUCUGAAGCUUCUCAACGACCUGGCUCCUGAGACCAUGUCUGCCCGGGACGAUAACGGCCGAACCCCUGCACACUAUGCUUACCUUGUCUGCCACAGACAAUGA
Messenger RNA from Symbiodinium sp. CCMP2592, 2196 nucleotides. The record is from the annotation of a GenBank genome assembly. Lineage: Eukaryota; Dinophyceae; Suessiales; Symbiodiniaceae.